GUCUCUUACAUUAUGUACCAAUUUCUCUUCCUUUGUUCUCAAAGCACUUUCAGCCUUCUUCCUUUGAUUUUCUGCUAAGUCAGCUUUACAGAUUACAAUAGUUCAGUUCAAAAGGAAGGAGAUUCUGUCUUUCUAAAAGUUUCAGGGUCUUAUUUGAUCAAAUAAGAUUGAAGUUAGCAAAUGACAUGUCCUAGAGCCAGCUCUAAACCAAAGCUUGCAUUUUAAUUGUUUUUUCCCUUAUUUUUCCAAAGAUGAUUCCCAGUUAUGAUCCACAUGACAGUGAAUAUGGUCUGAAGCUUUUGGAGGAUCUGACAACAAAUGCAUAUGAAGAACAGCAGAAGGUGUUAGAAGAGAUACUAGCAAAGAAUGCUCUCACUGAAUAUCUUAAGAGCUUUCUCAAUGGUCACUUUGACAAGAAGCUUUUCAAGCAGAAGGUUCCUGUUGUAAGUUAUGAAGAUGUCAAGCCAUAUAUCGAGCGAAUUGCCAAUGGAGAGCCAUCCGAGAUCAUUUCAGCUCAAAAAAUCACUGAGCUUCUCACAAGCUCGGGAACUUCAGGUGGGCAGCCAAAGAUGAUGCCUUCAACUGCUGAAGACUUGGAGAGGAAGACAUUCUUUUAUAAUCUCCUUGUGCCUGUGAUGAACAAGUAUGUGGAUGGCUUGGACCAAGGAAAAGGAAUGUACCUCUUGUUCAUCAAACCAGAAAUUAGUACUCCUUCUGGCUUGGUGGCGAGGCCAGUUCUAACUAGUUACUACAAGAGCAAUAACUUCAGAAACCGGCCUUUUAACCGGUAUAACGUUUACACAAGCCCGGAUGAGACCAUCUUGUGCUCAGAUAGUAAGCAGAGUAUGUACUGUCAAUUACUCUGUGGUUUAGUACAGAGGGACCAGGUCCUGAGGGUUGGUGCUGUUUUUGCUUCUGCUUUACUAAGGGCCAUCAAGUUCUUAGAGGACAACUGGAAGGAGUUGUGCUCAAACAUAAGAUCAGGUGAAGUCAGUGACUGGAUCACUGAACAAAGUUGCAGAAAUGCUGUGUCCUUAAUCCUUGGGAAACCAAAUCCAGAUAUGGCUGAUUUGGUUGAGCAUGAGUUUGAUAACAAGUCAUGGGAGGGCAUUAUUAAGAAGCUUUGGCCUAGAACAAAGUACAUUGAGGUUAUAGUCACAGGUUCUAUGGCCCAAUACAUCCCGACACUUGAGUUCUACUCUGGAGGGCUGCCUUUAAUUUCAACAAUGUAUGCUUCGUCUGAAUGCUAUUUUGGGAUAAAUUUCAACCCGCUAAGAAAACCGCAUGAUGUGGCUUACACCCUCCUUCCUAAUAUGGCCUACUUUGAGUUCCUACCUGUGGAGAGAAACCAUGAAGAGGUAGUCGUGUGCAACGGUGCUUCGGAUCAAAAUUGCGUGCUCAAGGGAGAUGAAACAGAGAAAUUAGAAACAGUUGAUCUGGUGGAUGUGAAACUUGGUCACUACUAUGAACUUGUUGUCACAACUUUCACAGGGCUAUACAGGUACAGAGUUGGUGACAUUCUAAUGGUGACUGGUUUCUACAACAAUGCUCCUCAGUUUCGUUUUAUGCACAGGAAAAACGUAGUGUUAAGCAUCGAUACCGACAAAACCAAUGAAGAAGACCUGUUAAAUGCAGUGACACAAGCAAAGCUACUCCUGGAACCCCUUGGCUUCCUCCUGAUCGAGUACACCAGUUAUGCUGACACUUCCUCAAUCCCUGGUCAUUAUGUGCUGUUUUGGGAGCUUAAAGUGAAAGGAAACAAUGACUUAGAAGAGCUAAUACACCCCAGUAUAAUGGAGCAAUGCUGCUCCACAGUGGAAGCGUCACUUGAUUCUGUGUAUAGGAGAUGCAGGAGAAAGGACCACUCUAUAGGGCCAUUGGAGAUCAGAAUUGUGAAGCAUGGUACUUUUGAUGUGCUGAUGGAUUUUGCUGUGUCUGAGGGAUCUUCAGUGAACCAGUACAAGACACCAAGGUGCAUCAAAUCUGAGGAAGCCAUGAAAAUACUGGAUUCAAGGGUAGUGGGCAGAUACUUCAGUAACACAACUCCUUUCUGGGAGCCAUUUAGAAUGGAGACCGACUAAAUAAAAAUCCAUGGUGAAGAUUUGCAUGGCAGCUUGGGCCCUUAGGGUAUUCAUAUCUUCCUGGAUUAUGUAUCAAGAACCAUAUUUUUAUGAUUUGAUUUGUAAAAGUUCUUGUCUUAUAUGUUCUG
Molecule: messenger RNA, 2209 nt
Organism: Argentina anserina (silverweed cinquefoil)
Lineage: Eukaryota; Viridiplantae; Streptophyta; Magnoliopsida; Rosales; Rosaceae
Product: indole-3-acetic acid-amido synthetase GH3.17-like
Exons: 4
Coding region: 252-2081 (609 amino acids)
Cellular component (GO): cytoplasm
Molecular function (GO): acid-amino acid ligase activity
Source: RefSeq, a predicted model, not a curated record